GUUCCUCUUGUAUAUACGUAUUUGUUUAAGUGAUUAAUAAUAAUUGUGCACAUAAUAAUAUUAGAACUUCGAUACUAUUACGUACUAGGUACCUAUAUAUCGUUGUUACUGGAUGCGCGAGUGCAGUGGCAUUUAUUGGUCUUAUAAAUUGAACAAUGGAUCUAGAAAUCGGUGAAAUAAAUGGCACUAAAAUAAAAGCUAAUGUCACAUUGUUUACGGACCUCAGUUAUAAAAUAAAAGCACGAUCCUGGUUUAAAAGAACAAAAGAGCCCCAAGCCCGGGAACAGAUAAUUCUCAAUGGAGCGUGCGGAGCCAUUCGCCCGGGACGACUUACAUUCAUAUUGGGGCCUUCGGGAGCUGGCAAAACGUCCUUGAUGAGAAUUCUUGCUGGAAGGAAAAAAACAGGUGUAUCUGGUUCAGUGUUAGGUGCUGGUCGUGACGUAGUGUUGGUAGCUCAGCAUGCUACUCUUAUAGACACGCUCACAGUUAAGGAGACCUUGCAGUUCGCAGCAUCCUUGAAACUACCCAACGCUUCGCGUAAUGAAAGGAAUCACACUAUUGAAUCAGUAUCCAAGCAAUUAGGCAUCAAUGAAGUAUUCAACACAAGAACCGGCGCUCUUUCGGGCGGAGAGAGAAAACGAUUGACCAUCGCUUGCGAACUACUGACUGACCCAACUAUCAUGCUUUUGGAUGAACCCACCAGUGGUCUAGACUCCGUAUCAUCAAUGUCUGUAGCCCAAGCACUACGAUCAGUGGCCAACAGUGGCCGAACAGUUGCCUGUGUGAUCCACCAACCGUCUUCACAGUUAUUCACUUCCGCUGAUGACGUCAUCCUGUUGGCCAAUGGGAGAACGAUUUACGCGGGCGCCAUAUCCGAUUUGCCGGAGACGUUGAAGAAAUCUGGAUUCGUAUGUCCACACUACUACAAUAUGGCGGAUUACCUUCUAGAAAUAGCAACCGGCGAACACACAGGAAACUUAGCUCUCCUAGAGAAAGAAGCAAAAACAUAUGCGUCAGAAAUGAGAAAACUUACUGAGGGAACUAUCCAACAAAAACAUGAAAAAGUUAAUUCACCAGAAGCAGAGGCUUUAUUGAAACCGAAUACGCCAUUCGAAAUGAAGGGUUAUGCAGCGGGAUACAGACAACAGAUGAGGUCCCUUCUAUGGAGAGGGUUUCUAGGAGCUUUAAGGGAUGUACAUCUGACACAGAUUCGAGUUGUUACACAUUUCAUUGUCGCUUUACUGCUUGGUGCGUUAUACCAAGGCGCGGGACAAGAUGGCGGCAGAACAAUCUCCAACACUGGUUGUCUAUUCUUCUUCUUACUCUUCCUGUAUUUCUCGAAUGCAAUGCCAACGAUACAUACUUUCCCUGUGGAAGCAACAGUGGUGAUACAGGAACAUUUAAACAAAUGGUAUUAUUUGUCUACGUACUGUGCAUCGAAAAUUAUAGUGGAUCUGCCUAUACAGUUAUUAUGUGCUUCAGUGUUCGUAUUCCCAGCGUGGUACUUCACAUCUCAGCCAAUGGAAAUGAACCGAUUGGCUCUAGCUUGGCUCAUUUGUACCCUAAUUACAAUAUUAGCGCAAACCUUUGGGCUAGUGGUCGGUGCCGCUUGUGGAGUCAAGCUUGGCCUCUUCGUAGUACCAGCCGCGAACAUUCCAAUGUUAAUGUUCUCAGAAUUCUUCAUCCCCUACAAAGAGAUGCCAUCUUAUCUCCAACCGUUUGCGCUCAUAUCGUACUUCCGUUACGCCUUCGACGCAUUCCUGCAAACCGUGUACGGAUUUGGUCGAGAAAAGUUACCAUGUUACAAAAUUCUCUGCCUAUUUAAAGACCCCAAAUAUUAUCUGGAAUAUUUGGGCCUAUCUGGAAACUACGUUAACGAUACUAUGGCUCUAGUGAUAUGGAUAUCACUAUUGAAAAUAUCGUUAAUAUGCAUCCUAAGAUAUAGAGUGCACAAAGCAUGUAAAUAACAGGUAGGUACCUAUAACCCGGAUCAAUCAAACAUGCAAUUAUCAAAACAAUUGAUAGAUAGGUACUUACUAAGUAAGUUUUAUUAGGAGGAGACAUGGUAAUUGUGUUAAGAUUACAUAGAUAUUUGAAAUGCUCUCAGUAUUUGGUUGCUGCAAUCGAAGGAUAGGGUAGGGACAAAAUAAACAUUUUAAUAUAAUAUGCAUAAUUCUCGUACAAGUCAAUAUCGGUGAUUGUUAUUUGUAGCGUUAAGUCUAUAAUCUCUACAAUUAUAUUUUAACAAAGGGUAAAUCUGUGAUAAUUAACUGUUAAGAAUAUCAUAAUGCACUACCAUAAAAUGUAUUUCAUAGUU
This is a messenger RNA of Colias croceus (clouded yellow), 2317 nucleotides long. Its product is annotated as ATP-binding cassette sub-family G member 4-like. Gene Ontology annotation, cellular component: plasma membrane. Gene Ontology annotation, molecular function: ATP hydrolysis activity; ATP binding; ABC-type transporter activity. Bases 156 to 1967 code for a protein of 603 amino acids. The transcript has 11 exons. Lineage: Eukaryota; Metazoa; Arthropoda; Insecta; Lepidoptera; Pieridae. The record is from RefSeq and is a predicted model, not a curated record.